Molecule: messenger RNA, 8806 nt
Organism: Chanos chanos (milkfish)
Lineage: Eukaryota; Metazoa; Chordata; Actinopteri; Gonorynchiformes; Chanidae
Gene: kmt2bb
Product: lysine (K)-specific methyltransferase 2Bb
Exons: 35
Coding region: 1-8787 (2928 amino acids)
Biological process (GO): positive regulation of DNA-templated transcription
Cellular component (GO): histone methyltransferase complex; nucleus
Molecular function (GO): zinc ion binding; DNA binding; histone H3K4 methyltransferase activity
Source: RefSeq, a predicted model, not a curated record
AUGAGCGAGGAACUAAACUUGGACUUCACUGAUAUCCAGCCUGGCAAAGUAAAGUGUAUCAAAAAUAUAAAGCAUUUCAUAAUGCCUGUUGUGAGUGCCCGGUCAUCUCGGGUGAUCAAGACACCAAAGAGAUUCAUGGAUGAAGCUGACAUGUCUGUUUUGCCCAGUAGAGGCUCUCAGAAGAAAGGCCAUAGAAUCAGUUCGCACACUCGUGGAGACAGAAAACAAGAGGACUUAGAGGGGGACAAACCUUUUUCUCCUUUGACCUUAAGUGAAGAUGAUAAUCUUACUGAGGCCCAGUCAAAUGUUUCGGUGUCCUCCACUAAGGAACCUAAAUCUGAGCCCACAGAUGAGAAGGAGAGUGUAGCUGAAGAAAAGCUCACUGGUAAGAGAAGAUCCCUUCUUAGAGAUCCCAAUUUCAAGUGGUGUUCCCCAGAAACUACUGGUGUUGAUGUGUACAAUUUCGACAAUGAAAUUGAAAAGGAACGUGAAAGUUUAUUGAUUGCUAAAGAUCCCCUGCGAAACUCCUCAGUCAAUGACCCACCUCUUCGGAAGAAGAAAAAGUCUGUUAUGUUCAACAAGAAAACCUCAAAUCGGAAGAUAUACAAGAAAUUCAAAGAUAAAUUCAACCGGGACCCAAUAAUGAGGAAAAAGAAAGACCUGGUGGAUGUAACAAGCCGCUCCAAUUCACCACCUGUUGAAGUUAAGAAAGUAAGAUUGGAGGAGGGCACUAGUGUAAUUGAGACUCUCUCAGACACAAAGAAAGAUAAAGAUAAACUGAAGAUAGAAGAUCUCAACACCCCUGGUGUUGUGCGAAAAGUUUCUAUCUGUGUUCGUGCGCUUGCUCCAAAUUUGCUGUCAAAACACUUAGGAUCAAAUGUGCAGAGGAAUUCUGAUGAUGCCAAGGAAGCAGACACGGCACUCCCUGACAAGUCAACAGACACAGAGAACGUGCAUCUUGAUGAGCCUGGUGAUCAGAACCCUCCGAAAGACAUUUGCCGGGUAGUUGAAAAUGAUGUUGAUUCUGAGGCGAAGGUCGCUGCUCAGCGUAUUCAUCUCACAGGUGCUAACAAGCGAAUGUUUAAUCUCCUCAAGAAAGCCAAGGUUCAGCUCAUCAAGAUUGACCAACAGAAACAGCAAAGAUCUUCAGGGCUUCUUACAGAAGAGAGAGUGAAGCGUCGAAGAAGGAGACAGAAGGAUGCUCCUGAAGGAGACUGUACCAACAGUACUGAUGCCCCUCAGGGACAGGAGGUUCAGAGAGGAGGUCCACGCAUUAAGCAUGUGUGCAGAGCUGCAGCAGUGGUUCUCGGCCAGCCCCGUGCCAUGGUGCCUGCUGACAUCCCUAGACUCAGUGCCCUGCCGCUGCAUGAGAGAUCAGGCAUAUCCCCAUCACCAGCAGCGAAAGGGUCUGGAUCUCAGUCUGACCCAGACAGCCCCGUGUUACCAGAACCACCGCGGGUGCCCAAGUUUCGCCGAGGGGGCAGAAGCUUUGGACCAUUUGGGCUGCGGUCUCGGAGAUGUGGAGAAUGUAAGGGCUGCCUUCAUGAAGAGGACUGUGGCAAGUGCAUGAACUGUCUGGACAAGCCGAAGUUUGGAGGACCCAACACUAAACGGCAAUGCUGUGUGUACAAAAGGUGUGAUCAGAUUGAGGAGAGAAAGGCACUACGACUGAGUGGCAAGCUUCACAAAGGUCACAUUAAGAGAAGGUGGUCAUCAGUGAGCGCUGGCCCAUCAAGCAACGAAGACGAGGAAGGGACUGAAGGGGGAGGCCAGGACUUGGCCAUCGGGGAUGGUCAGAGCCCCUCUGUGCGCAAACAGCCCAGGCGGUGCGUGAAGAAUCGCUCCUUCUGCAAUCUGCUGGACUACGAUUCUGAUCUGGACACUUUUGGUGGCUCCAGUUCUGCCUCACCUUCUCGCAGGAGGACAUCCAUGCCACGCAAUACAGACUUUGUCUCCCUAGACGACUUCCUUGGUGAUGGUCUUGUUGACGGGGCUCGGCAUCGCAGGUCUGGCUUUCAUAGAGCUCCGCCCAUUCGGCGAAAGCCUGAAAAGAGUCCCCAGGAGGAGACGCCACCUAGUGUGUUGGCAGCUCUGGCCAAUGGGUUUGCCCAGAGGGAGAAGGAACCAUCAGAACCCACGCACAAGAUUCGUGUGGACUUUAAGGAAGACUGUAAUGUUGACACUGUGUGGAGGACUGGAGGCCUCAGCAUUCUGUCUUCCAUACCUCUUAUGCCCCAGUAUGUCUGCCUCCUGUGUGCCAGCAAGGGACAGCAUGAGAUGCUGCACUGUCAGGUGUGCUGUGAGCCUUUCCAUAGUUUCUGCCUGGAUCCUGCAGAGCGCCCUCAAGAGGAGAAUAAGGAGAACUGGUGCUGUCGCUGCUGCAAAUUCUGCCGUGUUUGUGGUCGCAAGAACAAACAUUCCAAGCCCCUACUGGAGUGUGAGCGAUGUCAAAACUGCUAUCACCCUUCCUGUCUUGGCCCCAAUUACCCAAAACUCAGCAAACGCCGAAAGGCUUGGGUGUGCAUGACCUGUAUCAGAUGUAGGAGCUGCGGCGGGACUCCUGGGAAAAGCUGGGACACAGAGUGGAACCAUGAGAAAGGGUUCUGCCCUGACUGUACUAAACUCUAUGACCAGGGGAACUACUGUACCAUCUGCUUCAAGUGCUAUGAAGAUAAUGACUACGACAGUCAAAUGAUGCAGUGUGCCACGUGUAACCACUGGGUCCACGCCAAGUGUGAAGGCCUCACAGAUGAUCUGUACGAGAUCUUGUCUAGUCUGCCUGAGAGCGUGGUGUACUCCUGCCAGCCGUGCAGCCGCACUCAGCCUGGUGAGGAGGUGGAGAGGGAAGCAGGAGGGUGGAGGGAGCUUCUGCACGUGGAGCUGAGGUCAGGUAUAGAGAAGGUUCUGGCCUGUCUCCUCACCUCGACCCUCACGCAACACCUGGUUACUUGCAGCGAGUGCUCAGUUGAGGAUGAUCCUGAAACUGGGCUUGAUGGCCUUCCUGUUUGUGAUCUCCAUGCUGUGGGCAAGAAGUUUGACAGAGGCCUAUACACAACCCUGAAAUCUUUCCAUGAAGAUGUGGUUAGUGUCAUUCGCAAACAGCUGGAGGAAGAGGAUUCUCUGCCUGAGGACCAAAGACCAACUGCUCUGGCUCGCUCCUACUACCUUAAGCUGCUGGAAGAAGUUUUCAGUUGGUUCAACAGUCAGGAUCCUAAAGUAUGGGAUCCACGUUCCAAACACAUACCUGUUGGGAUGCUUUCAAAUGCUGUGAUGCCGCCUACGAAUGAGCACAUAUAUGCCCAGUGGUGUGAGCGAGAAGAAGCCAGGAGCAUCCUCAGACGGGGGAAUAUUGGACAUCUGGACGUUAAAAUGGAAACAGAGCCAGAACCUUCCACCCCACUCUCUCAUAAACUACCCAAGAAUCUCUCUCCCAGAAACCUGAGUGCCCUUCCAUUAAAACUGAAAGCAGGGAGAAAAAUUCGGCUGAGCAAGGCAGAUUUGGACACUGGGUGGUCUAAAGAAGAUGAGAGGCAGUGUGCUCUUUGCCAGAAGUAUGGUGACGCAAAGUCAAGUGAUGCUGGUAGACUACUUUACCUUGGGCAGAAUGAGUGGGCUCAUGUGAACUGCUCCAUGUGGUCUGCGGAGGUGUUUGAAGAGGACAACGGUGUUCUGAUGCAUGUGCAUAGUGCUGUGGCAAGGGGUCGCCUAAUGCGAUGUGAGCGAUGUAACCAGACUGGAGCAACAGUGGGUUGCUGCCUUACCUCCUGCCAGAGCAACUAUCACUUUAUGUGUGCCCGAUCCCAGAACUGUGUUUUCCAGGAUGACAAAAAGGUGUACUGCUACAAACAUCGUGACCUAAUCAGUGGAAAGAUGAUCACUGGGCAAGGUUUCGAAGUUCUUCGGAGAGUUUAUGUGGAUUUUGAAGGGAUCACCCUUCGCAGAAAAUUUCUGACAGGAUUAGAGCCAGAAUCAAUCAGUUUGAUGAUAGGCUCUCUGCAAGUUAACAAACUUGGCAAACUGACUGAACUAUCAGCAAGCCAAGGAAAGCUUUUCCCUGUGGGUUACGAAUGCUCUCGCUGGUACUGGAGUACAGUAAAUCCACUUCGCCGCUGCAAGUACACUUUUAGGGUUCGAGAGGUCCGACCGCCGGUACAGGAGAAGCCUGUGGAGGAGAUGCCUGACCAAGGGGAAAAUCACACUAUUGCUCACAGCCCCUGUCCCCAGUCAGAAACUGAAACGCGUGUUGUAGAAAUAACCCUUCCCAGUCCAUCCGUUGAAGCAAACUCAAGUACUGCAUCCUCAGUAGCCAAACGAGACCUUGGUGCACGGCUCAGAGUCCCUGCCUAUGGCCAGACCAGGAGGCCUACAGGAGGAAUGUCCAGACCUCUGCCCUCCCCAGGUACAGCCCCAGCCAAAUCACACCACAUCUUGACAAUUAGUGACCUAGAUGACACUCGCAAGCCACGGCGCCAUAGCCCACACCCUCAGAACACAGCCGCACGUGGUCACAUGUCCUCAUCUACCCUAGCAUCCUCCUCAGGACCAAUUCCUCUACGGGCUGGAAGUUCCAUUCCCCAGAAGACCUCCCAGCCUGCCUUCCCACUUUUCCCUCUUGGUGCUACUGAAAACAUUCUGACCUGUCCAUCAGUUCGUUCAUCAGGUCGAAGUGCUUCCUCUGUUCGGGGUACUGGAACAGUGGUUCCCCACUCUACCUCAGGGCUGUUUUCACAGUCCCCAUUGCAAAGUGACACUGGCAGCCGACCUUCUUCCAACCAGUCCCUUUCCUCUACCACUCACCAUUCCUCAAGACCAAGAUUGCCUUUUGAACAGUUGAAUGCUGUUGAGCUCCCAAGCAGUUUUCUGGCAUCAUCACAAGCAGCAGCAAAUGGAAACCUACCAAUAGAUGAUUUUGACAGUUCUCACAUGGGUGGUCAGCUAGUCUCUGAUCAGGAGUUCCACACCUCAUUGCACUUGGACUCAGAGAUGAGCUCUGAUCUGAAAACUGAGCUAGAGAUUGAGGAGUCACUAGUGAAUGAAGGGGUGGCCAUGAACUGCAGUGCACAGAUUGUAGUUGAAGGCGAAGAGAACCAGGAAGAUUUCUGGGAUAGGGACCCAGAGGACAGAAAGGUUGAGAAAUCAGUAAAUAGAGUGCCUCGUACAGCUGACUCCAGCCGGGAGGACUGGGGUAAUACAUCUUCCGAUGAAGAUGAAAGCUAUUUUGACUUUUCCCGCACCGUAGUUACCCGCAAAACCCAGGGGGACUCAUCUUAUGAUCCAACUUCUCCAUCCCUCAGACCAAUUCCCCAGGUAGAUGGGGUGGAUGAUGGGACAGAGAGUGACAGCAGUGUGGCCAAUAAUGAAACUCGGAACAUUAAGAAUUCAAGUCAGGCUCAAAAUCCAGCCCAGACGCUUCCAUCUCAAGUAGGCAGCACAAGUAAUGGGCCGUGCAUGGACUUAGUAGGUCCUGAAACACUGGCCUUCAGCAAACAGUCAGAAACCUCGGUCAAACUUGAUUCCACCUUGUCCUUUGAGGCUACUCUCAAGGAAGAAUCUUUUGGUUCGAAGCAUAGUGAUGAUACCAAAGUUGACCAUUGUUUUUUGCCCCUUAAAUCAAUUAGGAGUUUAAAGGUACCAGGUAACGUGGAUUCAUCAACAACUCACUCUCAAAAUGGUGCGAACAUUGUAUUCCUGGAGGCACAAUAUGGAUCAGAUGGUAUAGGCCAGACAUCUAAAGAGAGUCAAGAGUCUUUUCAAGAAACAAAGGCUACUUUUGUUGACCCCACAAAUUCUAACACUACACAUUUGGAAGAUUUUCCAAGGUCCACCUUGGACGUGAAUUCUGGGACAUCAGUAGUUCUUGAGAAAUGUGACCCACCCUCACCCAAUGCCUCAUUUACUGAAUUGGUUCCAGUUCAAGAAGAUCCCUCAAUUGACACCCUUUCACCUACAGAUACAAAAGAGGUCUACUUGGAUCCUAAUAGUGGACACUUUGUAUCUUCAAGGGAUGGCUCUAUGAUUUACCCUAACCACAUGUCGGAAGGAGCAGAGGAUGCCACAGUCAGGGCUCCAGUGAAUGGUGACCAUGACUCAGUGUUAGACCCUCAUCAGCUUUGCUCUGACAGCCUUAGAAAGUCACCCAAGUCCUCUACCCCUGUGGAGGUCCUGCAGGGCAAUGUUUCCACACAGCCAUUUUUUACAACUUUUAGCUCCCCACCUACUCCACAGAUUUCUGUAUACCCUGUCCAGAGUACUGAAGCAAAGACAGUUUUGCCACCCAUGGAAAGUUUUCGAACCAAACCGCUUCCAGCUGCAGAUCCAAGAGUUAGUACCCUAAAAGUCCCUUGUGGAACUAUGUCUUUUGCUGCUGCAAAGUUGCCAUCACAACCAGACCAAGUUCAGGCUGUCACAUCAGGCCCCAGUGUAGCUCUGGGUUCCUUAGGACAUGUAUCAGGGACUGUCUCUGUGCCAGUGUAUCCUAACUUUUCACACCCUUCAAACUCUUCGAGUGCUGGCAUUGUCUCUGCUCCCCCCUCCAUUACCUCUCAACCUUCCACCCAGUGCCAGCCAAUGCACUCCAUAUUACAACCAGCUACUAGUCCUAUUUUUAUAAAUGGCUAUAAUUCUGUGCCCAUGCAGAGUGAAACUUCCUCAGGGCGUACCAUUUCCAUCAAUUUUUCAACCCCUAGACCAGCAAUGGAACCCCAGCAGCAGGUUCUGACACAAGCUUUGCCAGGCCAUGCCAUUCUCACAGUUAAGGAAGUGGGUGGGCCUAAUGUGGAUCCAACCCCUCAUGUUUUACUUGUCAAUCGUUUAGGCCAAAUCUUUGUGAAAAAUCCCGAAAGCAACACAUUCAAGCUGCCCACUCCCAACUCUCCCUCCUAUAACUGUGUCACACAGAUUGCCAAUCUCCUUCAGAGCAAUGCAUUGUCUGCAACCCUAGCAGCUGCCGGCAACUUAUCUGCAAUGACUGGGACCACUAUACCAACCGGUGUACCAAGGAUGGUUACACCUGUUAUUCAGAACUCCAAUACAAUUACACAGCUACUUACGCAGAACAACAAAGGAACAGUGGCUCCAACUGAAGUCAAGAAAGCGCGGAAAAAUUCUAAAGCGUCCUCUGAAGGUGGCGUUCCAAGAAUCAAGAACCUGGGAAAAAAGAAGGAGUGCUCAACAUCCAAGAGAACGAAAUCUGGAGAUGCUCAACGCUCUUUAGGCAGCAAAUCUGCUCGUCGAAUAAAGACUUGUAUAGACCCACCUAAAUCUUUGGACAGUGCCCAAGCCAUUAUUAACCAAGCUAUGGCAAGCUAUUAUGACCCUAGCAGAACUGGUUCUAGCAUUCUUAGCUCGUCUAAACCCCACAGUACCUCUCCUGAAGGCAGAGCCCAGUCAGGAAGCUCUGAAACGUUCACUCAGCCUGAGUCGUCUGAAUCCCAGUUGUCUGUGCCCAGACCGCGGACCCAGGUUCGCAUUAAAAGGGUGUCCUCAUUCUCUGACCGCAUUGCCAUUAAGAAAUCAAAGUCUGACUUCUUCGAGCCAGAUAUCUCCAGCGGACCAGAGGAUUCACACAAAAGUAGUUCAGCUGUUGUCAGCAGGUCUGGAGGUGUGAGGAUCAAAGCCCCAUCUGUUAAAGGUGUCUUGGAUUUGGACAAAGUGAAUGAUGACAGAAGCAGUGACUCUGACAACACAAGGCCAGGACCUUGGGAUCGUCUCUCUAUGUCUCGAACUGGAGACUCCAGCAAGACGCCACCAUGGGAUGUAGUGGGACGCGGUGCCCUAACUGACUGGAGCAAGUACUCAGGGAUGAUUUCCUGCUCAGAGGACGAGUUACCUCCCUCAGACACAGAUGACCAGUCUUCCCCCAGCAGAGACCAGCCCCACUUGCGUUUUGAAAUCACCAGUGAUGAUGGCUUCAGUGUGGAGGCAGAUAGCAUUGAGGUGGCGUGGAGGGCAGUGAUUGAUGGGGUGCAGGAGGCUAGAGCUGCGGCCAGACUGAGGCAGCUCUGUUUCUCAGGAAAGACAGGAGCCCGUAUGAUGGGCCUGCUCCAUGAUGCAGUGGUCUACCUGAUUGAACAGCUGGAGGGCGCUAAGCGCUGCCAGCGGCACAUUUUCCGCUUCCACAAACAGGCCAGUCAGGAGGAGGACCUGCCCGUCAACCCCAGUGGAUGUGCCCGCUCAGAGGUCUACCUGAGGAAGUCUACUUUUGACAUGUUCAACUUCCUGGCAUCUCAGCACAGACAACUCCCAGACUACGGACCUUACGAUGAGGAGGAGGAUGAAGUCCCGUUCAAAUUAACGAGGCGAGCAACAAGCUUGGAGUUGCCUAUGGCCAUGCGUUUCAGACAUCUAGAGAGGACGUCUAAAGAAGCGGUGGGGGUGUACAGGUCGGCUAUCCAUGGGAGAGGGCUGUUCUGUAAGAGGAAUAUUGAUGCUGGUGAAAUGGUGAUUGAGUACUCUGGCAUUGUCAUUCGCUCUGUUCUCACUGACAAACGUGAGAAGUACUACGACGGAAAGGGCAUCGGCUGCUACAUGUUCCGCAUCGAUGACUUUGACGUCGUGGAUGCCACCAUGCAUGGCAAUGCGGCACGCUUCAUCAACCACUCGUGUGAACCCAACUGCUACUCACGGGUCAUCAACGUGGAGGGACAGAAACACAUCGUCAUAUUUGCACUGCGAAAGAUCUACCGUGGUGAAGAACUGACCUAUGACUACAAGUUUCCCAUCGAGGACGAGAGCAACAAACUGAGCUGUAACUGCGGGGCGAGGCGCUGUCGCCGCUUCCUGAACUGAGGAGGGGGGAGGGGCUUCU